This is a messenger RNA of Melospiza georgiana, 1851 nucleotides long. It is a transcript of the gene PAQR7, whose product is annotated as progestin and adipoQ receptor family member 7. Gene Ontology annotation, molecular function: steroid binding; nuclear steroid receptor activity. The record is from RefSeq and is a predicted model, not a curated record. The coding region runs from base 216 to 1238 and encodes 340 amino acids. The transcript has 4 exons. Gene Ontology annotation, cellular component: plasma membrane. Gene Ontology annotation, biological process: response to steroid hormone. NCBI's taxonomy places the organism in Eukaryota, Metazoa, Chordata, Aves, Passeriformes, Passerellidae.
CUGGAGCGGCUGAAGUAAACACCGCUCCCUUCCCCUGCUGCUCCUGGCACGGCAUCUCCCGGGGCCGCCUUUCCCGCAGGAAUUUCCCUCCUGGGAGCCGCGCAGGGGUCGAGCAGAGAGCCGAGAGAGCCGGGAACCGAGGGAGAUCCGAGCCCCGAGCCCCCUGCCCCGCGCCCGGCACCAGAGGUAACCAGGACGCGGUGUUUGGCCUCGCCAUGGCCACGGUGGUGCCGGGGAAGCUGAGCCAGCUCCUGCUCAGCGUGAGGCGGCUGCCGGGGCCGCUGUCCCCGGGCACGGUGAGCAGCGCCGAGGUGCCCGCCGUGUUCUGGAAGCCCUACAUCCACCGCGGCUACCGGCCCGUGCGCCAGACCUGGCGCUAUUACUUCUCCACGCUGUUCCAGCAGCACAACGAGGCCGUGAACGUGUGGUCGCACCUGGCGGCCGCGCUGGCGCUGCUGCUGCGCCUGCUGCGCCUCUGGCAGCGCGUGGACUUCGGGCAGGACGCGCACGCCCGGCCCCUGCUCAUCAUCCUGGCCGCCGCCAUCACCUACCUGACCUUCAGCAGCCUGGCGCACCUGCUGCAGGCCAAGUCCGAGUUCUGGCACUACGGCUUCUUCUUCAUGGACUACGUGGGGGUGGCCGUGUACCAGUACGGCAGCGCCCUGGGCCACUUCUACUACGCCAUCGAGCCGGGCUGGCACCGCCGCGUGCGCGGCUUCUUCCUGCCGCUGGCGGCGGCGCUGGCCUGGCUGUCCUGCGCCGGCUCCUGCUACGCCAAGUUCCGCUUCCACCCGCGCUGCGCGCUGCCCGGGCGCCUGUGCCAGGAGCUGCCCUCGGGGCUGGCCUACCUGCUGGACAUCAGCCCCGUGCUGCACCGCCUGGCCACGGCCGCGCGCCCCGACCCCGCCCUGCUCUACCACAAGUGCCAGGUGCUCUUCUUCCUCCUGGCCGCCUUCUUCUUCUCCCACCCCUACCCCGAGAAGUGGUUCCCGGGCCGGUGCCACUUCGUGGGGCAGAGCCACCAGAUCUUCCACGUGUUCCUGGUGCUGUGCACGCUGGCGCAGAUCGAGGCCGUGGUGCUGGACUACGAGUCCAGGAGGGAGAUCUACUCCUCCCUGCAGCGGGGCCUGGCUCACGACUUCUCUGCCCUGUUCCUGCUCACCGUCGCCUGCUCCGUCCUCACAGCCGCCUACAUGGCCCACAGGGUGAGGCACAAGCUGGGCCUCAAGGAGGAGUAAAGGGAAAAUGAGCUCGGCCCAAACCCAGCCCCCAGCCCCCAGAUGCUGCUUCAGGAACUGUUAUUCAGCAAGUGCUUUCUGUAAGAAUGAGAGAUGCUUUAAUGCCUUUUUAAUCCAGCCUAAGUUCCAGCUUGCUCACAGAAUGGCACAGGGUUCAGUUCAGCUCUGAAUAAACAGUUGGAACAAAGUGUCGGCGUGCCCUGAUGGGCUGGGGAGGCGCUGGGAAUCUGCCAGGGCUCCCAGCACGAGAUAAGGAGAGGCCAUCUGGCCCCUGUCAGACUCCACACCAUGGAAACAGACCAGGGCGAGGCUGGUUAAACCACUGAGCCCCUCACGCUGCGAGCACCCAGAGCUGCGGGGAGGAAGCAGAGCCUGGGGCUGCUCCCACAGCCCGGCAGCGGGGACAGCACCAGCCCCGGGCACAGCAUCAACCCCGGGCACAGCAUCAACCCCGGGCACAGCAUCAACCCCGGGCACAGCUGCAGCUCCUGGCAGAGCUCCAUCCUCAGCUUCUUCAGCCCCCAGCCAGAUGACAAAGAGAACAUCGGGCCCGCUGCUCCCUGUGAGGAACCCCUGGUGAAGAUCCUGCCCCUGCCCCAGCUGGAGGGAGCCC